CUGGCGCUUCUCGCGAGAACUGGGGGAUGCCGAUGCUGCUCCUGCCGCCGUCGCCGCCUCUGAGGGGGAGACACUCGGGGGGAGCCAGUGACGUCGGGAGUUUUCCUGAAAGUCAAUAACGAGCCUGGCGGAGGCGGCAGGAGCCGAGCGCUGGGCCCCGCGCAGCUCCUAGUGAGUUGAGCCGGGAGAAGCCGCCGCCCUGUCUCCGCGGAUGCCUCGGCCGAGCUGUCUGAGCGGGCGCCUCCCUGAAUAGCGGAGAGAAGCUGUCCAUGUAGCCGCCGCCCCUGCUGCGUCUCCUUAGAGCGCUGCUGCCGCGGCCGGGACCUUCUCCGCAUCCAGGGGCCAAGGACCGAGCCUGGCGCGGGGACGACGAGGCGGCGGGGGCCCCUGCUGGAGCCGUUGUUUUCCCGCCAGUUCCGCACCAGCGGCCACCCUCGCCUUUGCAGCAGAUUGAUUUGUGACUAGAUUCUUAAAAGCCAGAAGAGAACUGAAACCCUGGUACUGCAAAAUACUGUUUCUGAGUUGAGGGCUCAGUGUGAAGUCAUCAUGAGCGAUGUAACAAUUGUGAAAGAAGGCUGGGUUCAGAAAAGGGGAGAAUAUAUUAAAAAUUGGAGACCAAGAUACUUCCUCUUGAAGACAGAUGGCUCGUUCAUCGGAUAUAAGGAGAAACCCCAAGAUGUGGAUCUACCAUAUCCUCUUAACAACUUUUCAGUAGCAAAAUGCCAGCUAAUGAAAACAGAGAGACCAAAACCAAAUACAUUUAUUAUCCGAUGUCUUCAGUGGACCACUGUGAUAGAAAGGACUUUUCAUGUAGAUACACCAGAAGAACGGGAAGAAUGGACAGAAGCCAUUCAAGCAGUAGCAGACAGACUUCAAAGGCAGGAAGAGGAAAGGAUGAACUGUAGCCCAACAUCACAGAUUGAUAAUAUAGGAGAGGAGGAGAUGGAUGCAUCCACAACCCACCAUAAAAGAAAGACAAUGAAUGAUUUUGAUUACUUAAAACUCCUUGGAAAAGGCACUUUUGGCAAAGUUAUUCUGGUCCGAGAGAAAGCAAGUGGGAAAUAUUACGCUAUGAAGAUUUUGAAAAAAGAAGUUAUUAUUGCAAAGGAUGAAGUGGCUCACACACUUACAGAAAGCAGAGUAUUGAAAAACACUAGACACCCUUUUUUAACGUCUUUGAAAUAUUCCUUCCAGACCAAGGACCGUUUGUGCUUUGUAAUGGAGUAUGUUAAUGGAGGAGAGCUGUUUUUCCAUUUGUCGAGAGAGCGGGUGUUCUCUGAGGAUCGCACACGUUUCUAUGGUGCAGAAAUUGUUUCUGCUUUGGACUAUCUGCAUUCUGGAAAGAUUGUGUAUCGUGAUCUCAAGUUAGAGAAUCUAAUGUUGGAUAAAGAUGGACACAUAAAAAUUACAGAUUUUGGACUUUGCAAAGAAGGGAUCACAGAUGCGGCUACUAUGAAAACAUUCUGUGGAACACCAGAGUAUUUGGCUCCUGAGGUUUUGGAAGAUAAUGACUAUGGUCGUGCAGUGGACUGGUGGGGUCUUGGAGUUGUCAUGUAUGAAAUGAUGUGUGGCAGAUUGCCAUUCUACAACCAGGAUCAUGAAAAGCUUUUUGAACUAAUACUAAUGGAAGAUAUAAAAUUUCCUCGAACUCUCUCAUCUGAUGCAAAAUCAUUGCUUUCAGGUCUACUAAUAAAAGAUCCAAAUAAACGACUUGGUGGAGGACCAGAUGAUGCUAAAGAAAUUAUGCGGCAUAGUUUCUUUAUUGGAGUAAACUGGCAAGAUGUAUAUGACAAAAAGGUGGUGCAGAAGUUCCAUGUGCUGGUUCCUCAUUUCUUGACAAGAGUUCUUCAGAAGCUGCUUGUCCCUCCCUUUAAACCUCAAGUGACAUCUGAGACAGACACCAGAUACUUUGAUGAAGAGUUCACUGCUCAGACUAUUACAAUAACGCCACCUGAAAAAUAUGAUGAAGAUGGUAUGGACUGCAUGGACAAUGAAAGACGACCACAUUUUCCUCAGUUUUCCUAUUCUGCAAGUGGACGGGAAUAGCUUGUUGUUUUGUUCUGCUGAUUCACAGGCAUAUUAGGUUUAUUACUGAAAAUGAGUACUGAACAUCACCACCAGUGCUUGCUAUUAUUUAAGAUAGCAAAGCACUUUCAGAGAUCAUUCCAAUUCCCUUCCUGCCCAGUCAGCCUCUAUGGUUUAUCUGCAUGAUGUUUUAUAUUGGUCUAAGUUCCCCUGCUGUUGAUGCUGUCCACUGUCUCAGCAUGAGAGAAACAGCAAGAAGCAAUCCGAAAAUAAUGUGACGUUAGAUGACAAAUUCUCGAUGGUGCAUUUUGUGCACAGCUGGUUAUCUUUCUCUUGUCUCUUCAAAGGAGAUGCUAAAGGACAUGCCAGUCUGAGAAGUAUUCCUCACUUCUUCUAGAAGACAAAUCAAAAUUCUAGUAAAAAAACUACAUAGUUUAUGAUAUUUCCUCACAUCUGUUUGAGCUGGACAGACCUGGGAAAUGUAGAAGGUGGUGGUGCAGCACUUUUGUUAAGCAUAUCAUCACUUGAAUUAGACUUGUCAUUAACAUCUGGAUGAAAACUUCCAAGAGAAGGACUUAUAACUGUUAAUAUAUAAAUAUAUAUAAAUAUAUAUAUUAUUUUUUAAUUACUGUUGGAUACUACACAAAAAACAGAAGGGCAGGGAUCACCUAGCCUCCUACUUAGACUUCCAGAUUCAUGUGCAAUUAUGGAGAAUGGAACCUUUAAAUUGUAAGAAGUUAAAGGGAGAAAAGCAGCAGCUAAUUUUUUUAAAGUCUUAUAAUUUGCAUCAGAUAACAUUUCUCUCAUGUUUUUCCUUUUCAUUGUUGAUAAACAUCACCUUUUGUGGCUGAAGAAUGUAUACAGGCAUAACAACAGCGCUUUUCACCAAAAUUUGUACAACAAGGUAAACAGGAGUUUGCCUUUACAUUUUUUUAAUUAUUUUGAGUUUGUGAAUUAGCUUUUUUUUCUUCAGGUAUUUAACUGAAUAUUUUUGUUACACUGCAGUAGUAUUUAUUUUUUAGUGACAACGAUUGUAUGUGUCAUGUUUGCUGCUACAUCCUGAAAAGAGGCUUAUUAUUUCGUUUAUGGAAGGACUUUACAAGCUGAACAAAACAAUGCACUUUCUCCCAUGUGAAAUUUUAAUAAGAUUCUGAAAGUGUACCUUAUACUUUGAAUUGGGUUUCUGUAGCUAAAGUAUUACAUUAUGGUCAAGAGAAAAUCCCAAAGCCAUGUAUCCAAAGGAUUUGUGUACUUUCCACUCAAGGUGAAUGUUGUAUAGGAAUCUAGCAGCAUCACUGAAAACACAUUCAUGCUAAUAAAUCUACAGUGAUUACAAUGGGGAAACCAUUUUAUUAUAUCAUUGCAAAGGUCAGAUCAGGUUAACGGGUAUGGCGAUUCUUAGUAAUAUUUGAGCUACGUCCCCAACAAAUAGAGCAUUAUUAGCAACUUGAAUAUUAUCUCCCCCUAUUAUUUUUUCAACCAGGUUUCUGAUUUUUUUUUAAAAUCUUAAUUAAAAAAAACACAUUGAGGAAAGGCAAUCAGCCUUUGGUACUGAGAGUUGGGAUUUUCCAAAAGUCCAGUAAAUGUAAUAAAAGUGUAUGGUAAUGACAUCACAGAAUGCUACUUCAUGGGAUUAUCACCGAAGUAUCUUGGCUUCACUACCUUUUAAACUCCUGUAACAAACUGUGAUUUAGCAGAGUAUUAUGAUUGCUGUGUAUGAAUGUGUACAUGACUUUUGAGAAGAAAACAAUAUUUACAUGCAGAUGUCUAAGCCUCUUGAUGCUGAAAAUUUGGAUGACCCUAGAAUGGAAACCACUGCAGGCAGUGGCAGAUGCUGGGGUUGUCAAGAGGUAUGUGGGCAUUUUAUUAAGGCAGCUAAGUCACAUACAUACUUUCCAUCAGCAAAGUAGAUGUUUUCCUAUCUUUGCACCACAACAGUCAUGAUUAAUGUUCACCAUUUGAAUGGAAAGUGUACUGAGUAAAAAUACAUCUGCACUUAUUGCUAGAUAUUGUGACACUGAAGCAUUUGAGGGGUGAUCAUUAGGAAUUAGUGCUAGACAGAACUUUAGUUUAUGAGUAGUAUCACCUGUAUAACAACUGUGACCACAUAAUUUAAUUAAAAAUAUUCAGAGUGGUCCUAAUCCAAAGUUUCUUAUAUGCAACGAUCUCCCCACUGACCAGAUGGACAAGGUUGUGAGUUGUGAAGCACUACUCAUCUAAUAGCAUGGGGCGGGGGAGAGAGCACUACCUCCACCCUCUAAAUGGGUGAUCAGCAUUGUCAGAGUUAACACCACCAAUCAUCUGUUUGUAAGCAUGACCUAGCAAGAAGCACCAAAUGUACAGCCCGUUUCUAGAUAUGGGGUCCCCCUUCCCCACACAAUGCCCUUUGUAGCAUAGGAUCUACACAUGGAUCAGACUUGCUAGAUUAGACCAAAUAGGUCUCUCAGCGGUUUAAGACUUUUCAUAAUUAGGCUGAGCUGCAUCUCACAGCAGUUCUUAUUUUAGCUUCUUCCUAAUGCAUACGAAAAUCUUUUUGGACAUAAUAAAAUCAUCAGGGUAUUAUAUUUCAA
This is a messenger RNA of Eublepharis macularius, 4595 nucleotides long. RefSeq names its product AKT serine/threonine kinase 3 (gene AKT3). The transcript has 15 exons. The record is from RefSeq and is a predicted model, not a curated record. Gene Ontology annotation, biological process: protein phosphorylation. The coding region runs from base 547 to 2046 and encodes 499 amino acids. Gene Ontology annotation, molecular function: ATP binding; protein serine/threonine kinase activity. NCBI's taxonomy places the organism in Eukaryota, Metazoa, Chordata, Lepidosauria, Squamata, Eublepharidae.